This is a messenger RNA of Dryobates pubescens (Downy woodpecker), 840 nucleotides long. It is a transcript of the gene KLRG1, whose product is annotated as killer cell lectin like receptor G1. The transcript is spliced from 5 exons. The coding region runs from base 1 to 579 and encodes 192 amino acids. The record is from RefSeq and is a predicted model, not a curated record. Lineage: Eukaryota; Metazoa; Chordata; Aves; Piciformes; Picidae.
AUGGAAGGAAGCAGAUCAGAAACUUCAGCAGCUGAAGCAAGUGAGGAAAUAAUUUACACUUCUGUAAAAUUCUCUCAGACACCUCUGCCAAGAGCCAAAGCUGCACAGGGAAAAAGAGCUCCCUGCCGGCAGCCAGCAGUUGUGUCAGGCUUGGCUAUAGGCUUUGGGAUACUCAGCCUCUCCCUGGCAGCUGCUUUGAUUUGGAAGCUGAAUGACUCCCACUCAGGCUGCCCUGAGCAGUGGGUGGCCUACAGAGGGAGCUGCUACUCCUUCUCCAAGCAGAAGAGGGAUUGGUUUUCGGGCCAGAAAUCCUGCCGGAGACAGGGAGCUCAUCUCCUGGUGAUCAGCGAUAGCAGUGAAAUGGACCUGUUCAAGAGUAUUCAGACAGAAUGUUUCUGGAUUGGGCUGAGGAACAGCACAGGCUCUGGCUGGACUUGGGAAGAUGGUUCUGUGUACAAUGGCACCAAGAUACUUUCUAACAGCCCUGUGCAGCACUGUGCUGUCCUGAUGAAAGAUCAUCUUCAAGCCUCCAGCUGUGAAUUCCUUGCUCCCUGGAUCUGUGAGAAAUCCCUUACCUAAAUCCCAGCUACAUUUGCAUCUGAUAACCAUCAUUGGAUCGUUGUCCUGCAAACCAAAGGUCUACCCAAGGCCAAGGACUUUCCCUUUCCACACCCUCACAAAGGUGUUCUGCAGGGACAAGUUUGUUGUCCUCAGCAGUAGACCCAUUCUUAGUCCACAUCUGCUGGAUUUCUCCUGGUUGUGACCUGAGGAGAAUUGUGACAUCUUGGCCCUAAUCUUUCCUUAUUUGUCCUGUAAGGGCCAACACAAAUGUUGUCAGAA